Molecule: messenger RNA, 2111 nt
Organism: Fragaria vesca subsp. vesca
Lineage: Eukaryota; Viridiplantae; Streptophyta; Magnoliopsida; Rosales; Rosaceae
Product: chaperonin CPN60-2, mitochondrial-like
Exons: 18
Coding region: 55-1785 (576 amino acids)
Biological process (GO): protein refolding
Cellular component (GO): cytosol; mitochondrion
Molecular function (GO): ATP binding; ATP-dependent protein folding chaperone
Source: RefSeq, a predicted model, not a curated record
AAUUCAUUCAUACCCAGAAGCCUCUUACUUCCUCUCUCUGCAACUUGGAUCACCAUGUACCGCUUCGCCUCUAACCUCGCCUCCAAAGCCAGGUUGGCUAAGACCAGUGGCCAGCAGAUUGGUAGCAGAAUAAGUUGGAGAAGGAACUAUGCUGCCAAGGAUAUUAAAUUCGGUGUCGAAGCCCGAUCAUUGAUGCUCAGGGGUGUGGAAGAGCUUGCCGAUGCCGUUAAAGUCACAAUGGGGCCAAAAGGACGCAAUGUUGUUCUGGAGCAAAGCUAUGGAGCCCCUAAGGUGACAAAGGAUGGUGUCACCGUAGCAAAGAGCAUCGAGUUCAAAGACAAAGUCAAGAACAUUGGUGCUAGUCUUGUAAAACAGGUGGCAAAUGCUACAAAUGAUGCUGCAGGCGAUGGUACCACUUGUGCAACAGUUCUCACCCGUGCCAUAUUUACUGAAGGAUGCAAGUCAGUUGCAGCUGGAAUGAAUGCCAUGGACCUAAGACGGGGCAUCACAAUGGCAGUUGAUUGUGUUGUGACAAACUUGAAGAGUAGGGCUCGGAUGAUCAGCACAUCUGAGGAAAUAGCACAGGUUGGCACAAUAUCAGCUAAUGGUGACCGAGAAAUUGGUGAGCUAAUAGCUAAGGCUAUGGAGAAAGUCGGCAAAGAAGGUGUUAUCACCAUAUCUGAUGGAAAAACACUCGAUAAUGAAUUGGAGGUUGUUGAAGGAAUGAAGCUGGACAGGGGUUAUAUAUCCCCUUACUUCAUCACCAAUCAGAAGAACCAAAAAUGUGAAUUAGAAGAUGCACUUGUCUUAAUCUACGAAAAGAAAAUCUCAAAUCUAAAUGCUGUAGUGAAAAUAUUGGAGCUGGCAUUGAAGAAACAAAGGCCUCUGCUGAUUGUUGCUGAAGAUUUUGAAAGUGAAGCGCUUGCUACACUCAUUUUAAACAAGCUUCGUGCUGGAAUUAAGGUCUGUGCAAUUAAAGCUCCCGGAUUUGGAGAGAACAGGAAGGCAAAUUUGCAGGACAUAAGCGUUCUUACUGGAGGCGAGGUGAUAACUGAAGAGCUUGGUCUAAACCUCGAAAAAGUAACACCAGAGAUGCUUGGAACAUGCAAAAGGAUUACAGUAUCCAAGGAUGACACCGUUAUUCUUGAUGGGGCUGGUGACAAGAAAGCUAUUGAAGAAAGAUGUGAACAGUUAAGAUCAUCAAUUGAAUUAAGUACUUCGGACUACGACAAGGAGAAGCUACAAGAGCGUCUGGCGAAGCUUUCUGGUGGAGUUGCUGUUUUAAAGAUUGGUGGUGCCAGUGAAACAGAAGUUGGUGAAAAGAAGGACAGAGUUACUGAUGCUCUGAAUGCCACCAAGGCUGCCGUAGAGGAAGGAAUUGUACCCGGUGGUGGUGCAGCACUUCUGUAUGCCUCUAAAGAACUGGACAAGUUACAAACUGCAAACUUUGAUCAAAAGAUUGGUGUGCAGAUCAUUCAGAAUGCUCUUAAGAUGCCUGUAUACACAAUUGCUUCUAAUGCUGGAGUGGAGGGGGCAGUUGUUGUUGGCAAGCUAUUGGAGCAGGACAAUCCUGACCUUGGAUAUGAUGCAGCAAAGGGUGAAUAUGUAGAUAUGAUAAAGGCCGGGAUCAUUGAUCCCCUAAAAGUCAUCAGAACUGCCUUGGUAGAUGCUGCAAGUGUCUCCUCCUUAAUGACUACUACUGAGGCCGUUGUUGUCUCGCUCCCAGAGAAGGAAGCCCCUGCAGUGGGAGCUGGCAUGGGAGGAAUGGGAGGAAUGGAUUACUAGAAGUUCAGUAGUUGGAUCUGCUAGAGCCUCUGCUGCUAAUAGUCUAUCCUCUUUAUACUGACUCCUCGAAUUCCUUUUUUUCUUUUUCCCGAUGGUAUUGUUGGAGGCCAAACAUGAAUGUAAUCAUAGUGAGAUGAGGUUUUAAUCUGUAGGAGGAAUGUAGUGCUAUUAAUUAGUCAGGCAAGAGAUUUUGUUCUCCUCACAUUAGACUUGAGAAAAUUCAUAUUUCCAGAAAACCUUGGUGUGAUUGGUGAACAAUGAUAGUACAAAAACUGAAAUAAUCUGUGGGACAAUGAACAUGGAAAUUCCUCAAUUUCUUCUGUAUU